AUGACAAGAUUUCCGUUAGGAAUAUGUCUAAUGUUUAUGAUAGUAACAAGUAGCAUAUAUGAAGCGCAAGGACAUUUCUUACUAGACCAUUACUUGAAGAAGAUUCCUAAAAUGUCCAACGAGUUCGAACCUUUCGCUUUCAAGGGUAUACUUAGUUAUGUAGACAACCUUGAAGGUUUAUGUCCCAUGAAAGGGGAGUACAAGGAGUUCUUCACUAAGCUGAAGGCUUAUAUGGCCUUCAUAAACACAGCGUCAGGGUCGUCUUCGGAGUUCCAUUCUCAAUUGAAAACACAAUCUGAGGAGCUCUUCAAGUCUAUCUCUAAAAUGGGUGGCAACGCAGGAUCAUCGGCUCAUACAAGCAAAUUGAUUGAAAGUUUGAUGUCAAUGGGAAAAACUUUGGCUGAGUACAAGAGGAGCGGUUCAACAACACUGACAAGUGAACAAAGGACAGAGCUGGUCACAUCUAUGUCGAAAUGGGCACAAGUGAUCGGUCAGUUUGUGAAAAAUGUAAGUGAGAAGAGUGGUAACACUAAUAUUGAUCUCUCAUCCCUUGGCUUUGGAAGCGGAAACCUUGGACUUGGAAGCUCGGACAGCGCUACUUCCUCCAUGGGAACUGAAAACUCGAAAAGUACCGAAAACGGCUCUUCAUCUAUGGAAACUGGAAGCACUGGUGGCAGUGGAAGUUCAGGCUCCGACACUGGUUCUCCUUCAGCUGAAACUGGUAGUCCUGCCUCUGGUGGUGAUAGUGAAACUCCAAACGCUGAAAGUGGUUCUCCCUCUAGUGAAACUCCUACUGAUGGUGGAAGCGGUAGCCCAAGUGAGAGCUCAUCAGAAGCAGGCUCCACGGGUGCUGAAAGCUCAACUGACGCUGGAAGUACAGCUGGUGCUGGUAGUGGAACGGGUGAUAGUGAAACUCCUGGUGCUGCUGGCCCAAGUGGGAGCCCAACUGAUAGCUCAGCUGAAUCAGGAGAAAGUUCCAAAGAGGCUGGUGGUGCAAGCUCAGCUGAAUCAGGAGAGAGUUCCAAGGAGGCUAGUGGUGCAAGCUCAGCUGAAUCAGAAGAAAGUUCCAAAGCGGCUAGUGGUGCAAGCUCAGCUGAAUCAGAAGAAAGUUCCAAAGCGGCUAGUGGUGCAAGCUCAGCUGAAUCAGGAGAAAGUUCCAAGGAGGCUAGUGGUGCAAGCUCAGCUGAAUCAGGAGAAAGUUCCAAGGAGGCUAGUGGUGCAAGCUCAGCUGAAUCAGGAGAAAGUUCCAAGGAGGCUAGUGGUGCAAGCUCAGCUGAAUCAGGAGAAAGUUCCAAGGAGGCUAGUGGUGCAAGCUCUAAUGAAGCACAAAGUGAAACUAAUGCCGAAAGUAAAAGCGGUGGUGCUGCCGGUGGCCCGAGUGGAAGUCCAACCGAUAGCUCAGGAGGUUCAGGCUCAGAAGAAAGUUCCACGGAGAGUGAAACUGCUGGUAGUGAAACCUCUAGCGCUGGUGGUAAAACCUCUGGUGAUGCUGGUGCUGGUGGUCCUAGUGGUGAAACCCCUGGUGCGGAUGGUCCUAGUGCUGGUAGUGAAACCUCUAGCGCUGUUGGCACUGGUGGUGAAACCUCAGGAGAUGCUGGUGCUGAAACCUCAGGCAAUGCUGGUGCUGGUGGUCCAAGCGGAAGCACUUCAGGCAGUGCGAGUGAAAGUUCAACUCAAACCGCUGCCGAAGGAGAAAGUUCAAUGAAAAGUGGAGGUUCCUAUUCGGAUACUACUGGUGGGAGCGGCAUGGAAGCUCCCGCCAGUAGCCCCUCAGGUUCAGCUUCGAGUGGUAGUGAGACCUCCUCCCUCAGUGGAAGCUCAAGCUCAUCUUACCAAGCUGGAGGAUCACCAGCCGGUGGCCCCAGUGGAAGUACAACUGAUGGCUCCGCAACAGCAGGAGAGAGUUCGAUGACUGAAAGCGCCACAACGAAAGGAAGUUCGGAAAAUGGAGUUGUGGGUUCAACCGAAAGUGGUAGCGGAACCUCUGAGAAUAAAUCUUUCGAAGGAAAAAAGGGCACAUCUAGCUUUCAAGGUACUUCUAGCUACCAAAAGUCACACUCACAUUCCUCAGGCCAGAGUAGCUUCAAGCAUUCAUCAGAGGAGAAAAGCACCGGCUCAUCUUAA
Molecule: messenger RNA, 2124 nt
Organism: Eruca vesicaria subsp. sativa (arugula)
Lineage: Eukaryota; Viridiplantae; Streptophyta; Magnoliopsida; Brassicales; Brassicaceae
Source: the annotation of a GenBank genome assembly